This is a messenger RNA of Anolis carolinensis (green anole), 527 nucleotides long. RefSeq names its product resistin. The transcript is spliced from 4 exons. Gene Ontology annotation, cellular component: extracellular region. Bases 104 to 472 code for a protein of 122 amino acids. Gene Ontology annotation, molecular function: hormone activity. The record is from RefSeq and is a predicted model, not a curated record. NCBI's taxonomy places the organism in Eukaryota, Metazoa, Chordata, Lepidosauria, Squamata, Anolidae.
UUCUGCUCUAUUUAAAGGCAGCCUGUUUGCUCAGUGAACAAAACUUUUUGAAAUAAAUUCUUGCUUCUGAAGGUGAGUCUGAGCUGCUGUUGCUCCUUUUUUAAUGGUAAAGUUAUACACCAACAAGAAAAUGAAAGCCAUUUUGGUCCUGCUCUUUGUGGUGCUGAUUCCUGCAAAGUAUGCAAGUGCUCAGAGAUGCCCUGUUGAGGAUGCUAUCGAUGCAAAGAUCAGUGCUGCCAUUGAUUCCAAAGUGUCUAUACUUGUGCCAGAGCUGAGUUGCACCAGUGUGUCAGCCCGAGGUGCUGAUGUCUCCUGCCCUUCUGAUUACAAGGCCACUGGAUGUGCUUGUGGGAUGGCCUGUGGUUCUUGGGACAUCCGUGGUGAAACCCAGUGUCACUGCCAAUGUGCCAACAUUGACUGGACUUCUGCUCGGUGCUGUAAAGUUGUAUUGUCUGGUGGCUUCUCUGGUUAGUGCUGGCUAUUGCUGUCCAUCUUCUAAACCCAAUAAAUGCUUCUAAAGAGUUCUA